AUGGAAGCAGAAGGAGUGAGCUGGAGUGUUGCUAUAAGGAAGGAGAAGCCAAAAUCAGAGCAGUCCAAAGAAGAAGCAGCUGCAGCUGUGAGUGCGAUGGGGACCCCCAAAGGUGCGGCCACAGCGCUGGUGCUGUCACCUCUCUCUGCCCUUCUCAUUGCCGUUGUGCUCACUGCCAUACUGCUGCUUGCCAGGACUCUCCACAAGGCCACUUGUGGCCAGAUCCCACCAGUGGGUCCUUUUGCGUGGCCUCUGGUGGGCAAUGUCCUGCAGCUGGGCCAUCUGCCCCACCUCACCUUCAUGCACAUGGCGUGCCAUUAUGGAGCCAUCUUCCAGCUGUACCUGGGCCAGCAGCAGGUGGUGGUGCUCGAUGGUGAGGUGGGCAUCCAGCAGGCAUUGAUGGGGCUGGGCACAUGCUUUGCCGGCCAGCCUGACUUCCCUUCCUUCAGGCUGGUGUCUGGUGGGCGCAGCAUCACCUCUGGGAGCUGCUCACCCCAAUGGCAGGCACAGUGGCGGCUGGCCCAUGCUGCCCUAAGGGCUUGUUCAACGGUGGCCGAUGUGGAGCGGCACGUGGCGGCCGAGGCAGGUGACCUGGCGCAGCUUUUCCUGAGGCACAGCCAGGGUGGUGCUUAUUUCCAGCCCUGCCUGCUCUUAGUGGUGGCCAACACCAAUGUCCUCUGUGCUCUCUGCUUUGGCCACCACUAUGACCAUUCUGACAGCGAGUUCACCGCAUUGCUUGGCCGCAAUGACUGCUUUGGGCAGACGGGGGCCAGCAGUCUGGUGGACAUGCUGCCCUGGCUCCUCCACUUCCCCAACCCUGUCCGCUGUGUCUACUGUGACUUCCAGGCCCUCAACUGUGAACUGCAUGGCUUUGUGCAGGCCAAGGUGGCACAGCACCACCAGACCUUUGACUGGCGGGCAGUCUGUGACAUCAGUGAUGUCAUGAUCGCCUCUGUAGAGUGCUGGGGUGUGUCCCCUGAUGGGCCUGAGGAUGUGGAAGGUGCCAUGACCGACAUCUUCGGAGCAGGGCAGGACACCACAUCCACAAUGUUCUCAUGGAUCCUCCUGCUGCUGCUGAAGCACCCGCAGGUCCAGCAGGACUGACAGGCUGAGCUGGAGCAGGUGGUGGGACACAGCCGACUGCCCACAACUGAGGACCGACCCCAUCUACCCCUUCUGGAGGCCUUCAUCUAUGAGACACUGCGCUACAGCAACUUUGUGCCCAUCACCAUUCCACAUGCCACCACAGCUGAUGUGGAGCUCGAGGGCUUCCACAUCCCUAAGGGCAUUAUGGACUUUGUCAACCAGUGGUCAGUCAACCAUGACUGCAGCAAGUGGUCUGAGCCCCAGCACUUUGAUCCUACGCGAUUCCUGGACAAGCAGCAGUGCCUGGACCAUGAGCGGGCUGGCAGCGUGAUGAUCUUCUCAGCUGGCCAGCGGCGCUGCAUAGGUGACCAGCUCUCCAAGCUCCAGCUCUUCCUCUUCACCGCCAUCCUCCUCCACCACUGCUCCUUCCAUGCCAACCCAGCGGAGCACCUCACCAUGGACUGCAUCCAUGGGCUGGUGCUGAAGCCACUGCCUUUCACUGCCAAUGUGUGGCCGAGGCUCCACCUGCUCAUCCAGCCAUGA
Molecule: messenger RNA, 1629 nt
Organism: Tympanuchus pallidicinctus (lesser prairie-chicken)
Lineage: Eukaryota; Metazoa; Chordata; Aves; Galliformes; Phasianidae
Product: cytochrome P450 1B1-like
Biological process (GO): progesterone metabolic process; hormone biosynthetic process
Molecular function (GO): steroid 17-alpha-monooxygenase activity; iron ion binding; heme binding
Source: RefSeq, a predicted model, not a curated record